AUGCAAUGUGCAGCGUAUAAUCUAACUUAUGAUUGUGAUAAUCUCGCCGAUACUUGUUUACUUAAAUAUGGUUCAAAUUCAUGUAACGAACAAUAUGAAGCUUGUAAAAAUAAUCGAACGACAAGUUGCGAUAUUCAAACAAUUGUUUUUAAAGAUUGGAAUCCUACUUUUUUUCAAUGGACUGGCGAUUUAUUUAAUUCCAUUUGUAAAACGAGUGAUGUUUUAUGUGCUGCUUGGCAUACUGUAUGCCAAAAAUCGGGAAAUGCAUGUGAAUUCAUAAGAGAUGCUUGUAAAAAAAAAGAUAUUCCUGAUAAAGUUUUAGAAUGUUUAUGGGAAAAUAAUGAGGGUUCUCCUAUUAAAAAGCAACUUGAAGAUGUAGGAAGUGAUAGUGUAGUAUUCUGUCAUGGAAAGAGUGUAAGACGUGCGCUAGGAGCAGAUUUAGAUUCAAUAUUUUCAGAUAUAAAAAAAUUUAUGGAAGAUAAUCCUAAUGAAAUCCUUAAUAUAGCAUUUGGUGAUUAUGAUGGAUCUAAUGCGACAUUUAUAGCUAAUUUCAUUCAAAACAAAUUAGAAUAUUAUUUUGUAAAUGGAACGGGAUAUUCAUUAAUGUUACAAGAAAAAAAUGGUUGGCCAAAAUUAAAAGAAAUGAUUGAAAUAAAUCAAAGAAUUGUUAUAUGGUUUGGUGAUUUAUAUUCUGAGUUAGGUUCACCGAUUAAUACACGUAAAGAUUGGAUACAUAGUAUCGAUUCCUAUUUUAUACCAAGUUAUACUUAUACGGCGGGUGAUUUAACUGCUCAACAAUUAAAUGAAAGUUUUAUUGGGUGGAGUAAUAAUGUGACGACUGUAAUAGAUGAUGAUAAAAAAAAUUAUGGAUAUAUUCGAUGGCAAGCAAUUGAUGCUACAGUUGGAUUGGGAUUAAUAGGACUAGAAGAUUCCUUAAAAAAUAACACGAAUCCUGGUAAUUUAUGUUUAAAAGAUUUAGCUAAUAAAACUAAUUAUGAAUACUUAGAUUAUUUUUUUGAUAUUUUUAAAGACAAGUUUGAUCAUAUUAUUAGAGUAACUUUAGAUUUUUAUCCUCAAAGUAAUUUAUUUGAUGUGGUUGAUAAAUUAAAUCAAUUAAAUGUACAAAAUAAUCGAACAAUUGAAUAUUAA
This is a messenger RNA of Diversispora eburnea, 1149 nucleotides long. Lineage: Eukaryota; Fungi; Glomeromycota; Glomeromycetes; Diversisporales; Diversisporaceae. The record is from the annotation of a GenBank genome assembly.